AUGGGUCUUCUCGAUAUCGUCCCUGCUGGUGUCAUCACCGGCGACAACGUCCGCAAGGUCUUCAAAUACGCCUCCGAACAAGGCUUUGCCAUCCCCGCCAUCAACUGCACCUCCUCUUCCAGCGUGAACGCUGCUAUCGAGGCCGCUCGUGAUGCAAAGGCACCGAUUAUCAUCCAGUUCUCAAACGGAGGAGCCGCCUACUAUGCCGGUAAGGGCAUCUCCAACAAGAACGAGGCUGCCUCGAUCCUCGGCGCCGUCGCCGGUGCGCACCACGUCCGCACAGUCGCCAAGGCCUACGGAGUCCCCGUUAUCCUGCACUCGGAUCACUGCGCCAAGAAGCUCCUCCCCUGGUUCGAUGGUAUGCUCGCCGCUGAUGAAGAGUACUUUGCCAAGCAUGGCGAGCCCCUCUUCUCAUCCCACAUGCUCGAUCUCUCCGAGGAGAGCAAGGAAGAGAACAUCGAGAUCUGUGUCAAGUACCUCGAGCGCAUGGCUAAGAUCAACUGCCAUCUCGAGAUGGAGAUCGGUAUCACGGGGGGUGAGGAGGACGGUGUCGAUAACUCGGAGGUUGAUAACGCGUCAUUGUACACCCAGCCCCAGGAUAUUCUUGAUAUCUAUAAUGCUUUCUCGAAGAUCACGGAUCUGUUCUCGAUCGCUGCCGCGUUCGGAAACGUCCACGGUGUGUAUGCCCCUGGAAACGUCAAGCUGCACCCUGAGCUCUUGGGCAAGCACCAGGAGUUUGUGAAGGAGCAAUUGAAGCUCGAAUCGGAUAAGCCAGUCUGGUUUGUCUUCCAUGGAGGCUCUGGAUCGACCGAGCAGGACAUCAAGACCGCUGUGGGCUUUGGCGUUGUCAAGAUGAACGUCGACACUGAUACCCAGUGGGCCUACUGGGAGGGCAUCAAGAACUUUUACGAGAGCAAGAAGGGCUACUUGCAAGGACAGGUCGGAAACCCCGAGGGCCCUAGCAAGCCUAACAAGAAGUUUUACGAUCCCCGUGUCUGGGUCCGUGAGGGCGAGAAGACCAUGUACGACCGCGUCAAGGUCGCCUGCAAGGACCUCGGAAACGUCGAUCGCCUGUAA
This is a messenger RNA of Gamsiella multidivaricata, 1077 nucleotides long. RefSeq names its product fructose-bisphosphate aldolase, class II. The coding region runs from base 1 to 1077 and encodes 358 amino acids. Gene Ontology annotation, molecular function: zinc ion binding; fructose-bisphosphate aldolase activity. Gene Ontology annotation, biological process: gluconeogenesis; glycolytic process. NCBI's taxonomy places the organism in Eukaryota, Fungi, Mortierellomycota, Mortierellomycetes, Mortierellales, Mortierellaceae. The record is from RefSeq and is a predicted model, not a curated record. The transcript has 4 exons. Gene Ontology annotation, cellular component: cytosol.